This is a messenger RNA of Loa loa (African eye worm), 387 nucleotides long. RefSeq lists its product as hypothetical. NCBI's taxonomy places the organism in Eukaryota, Metazoa, Nematoda, Chromadorea, Rhabditida, Onchocercidae. Bases 1 to 387 code for a protein of 128 amino acids. The record is from RefSeq and is a predicted model, not a curated record. The transcript has 2 exons.
AUGGAUCGGGCAUCACUGACCUCUUAUCAUUUUGAUUUAGUCAUUCACUCUUAUCUUUUGACUUCUCACUCUCAAUCGGUUGAUGAAAAAAAAAAUCGCUUAUUUCGAAGUGCAAAGAUAAAAAGUACACGACGAAAGAUAUAUUCGAUUUCGAAUUUUCAGUUUAGGUUAAGAUUAGUUGGAGCUGCUCAACGAAAUACAUCAACCGUAUUAACGAAGAGAGAGGAACUUUUCAGUGUUCAGCAUAUAGAUCUUUACACAUUCUUUCACUCGAUCAGGAAAAUUAGAGAGAUAGUCGAACAUCAUCAAAACGGUGAUGUCAAUUUCAUCGAGAUGCAGUUAUCACACGCUGCGAUACAUUCUUCUUUGGUGACAAGGAUAUUUUAG